AGCUUUUCUAAACAUUUCCUAAACGCUGUGACGGCUGCUGCUCAGCGGGGACACAGCUGAUCAGUCCAGAGUCUGGAAGAGCAGUUUCCUUCACAGACACAGAUCUGGGUGCUCUGGGAAAGGGGACUAUGCUGCAGGGGCCAUCCAUAGACAUAAGUGGCUCCAGGUUCACUCCUCUGGUGGUGCUGGAGCUGGCCUCAGACACCAAGGAGGAAGCCAUUGCAUGGCUACUGAGGAGGAUAAGAGACCAACAACAGAAUGGAGGUGCUGAGCUGCUGGUGGAGCAGCUGGCCCCUGGAGUGCAGGGUCAGGAGAAGGGUAACCUCAACAUGUUCCUGGUCGGGGCCACAUGGCAGAGGCUGCUCUCUGGUGCUGAGGAUGUAGGCCUCUUCAAGGAGUUCAAUGAUGGAUCCAUGAGAGGCUUUACCUGUGCUAACAAACACAACUUCAAAGACUUUAAAGGGGAUGGGGACUCCUUCCUCAGCAUGGCUGAGUGUCAGUACAUCAUUAAACAUGAGUUGGACACAUUACGCGCCAAAGAUGAGACUCAUGUACCAGGACACGCUGAGGCCAAGCUCUACCCUGGGAAAUCUAUCAUUCGCAGACUGCAGUCCAAGGGGAUCCUGAUCCAAGUGUUUCCUCUCCACGAAAAAGUAGAGCUGAAGAGGCUGUCCUUUUCUUGGUACAAAAAGGUGAAGUUGUCCUUUCAGCCUCUUGAUGACAUCAGACACUACUAUGGUGAGGGUCAGGCCCUCUACUUUGGCUUCCUGGAGUACUUUACCUUUGCCCUGCUUCCUAUGGCUCUCAUAGGAGUGCCAUACUACCUGUUUGACUGGGAGGAUUAUGAUAAAUAUGUCGUCUUUGCUGUGUUCAACCUGGUCUGGUGCACUGUUAUCCUAGAGUUAUGGAAGCGUUGCAGUGCCUCACUAGCCUAUCACUGGGGUACACUGAGCAGGAAGAAAGCCUUUGAAGAACCUCGGCCUGGUUUCCACGGUGUCCUUGGAUUCAACCCUGUGACGGGCCGUGAGGAGCCUCUCUUCCCCAACGCCAAGAGACAGCUGCGUGUCUACCUCGUGUCCCUGCCCUUUGUCCUGCUCUGCCUCUACCUGUCUCUCCUCGUAAUGAUGAUCUAUUUUCAAAUGGAGGGCUGGGCCCUGUCAGUCCAUGAUGAAGACCCCACUUUCUGGACAGGAAUACUGUUGUUCAUCCCCAGUAUUAUCUAUGCUGUGGUCAUAGAGAUUAUGAAUCUCAUCUACAGAUAUGCUGCUGAGUUCCUCACUGAGUGGGAAAAUCACAGGCUGGAGUCUUCCUAUCAGAAUCAUUUGGUCCUCAAAGUAUUAGUAUUCAACUUCUUCAACUGUUUCGCCUCGCUGUUUUACGUCGCCUUUGUCAUGCAAGACGUGGUGCUGCUCAGACAGAGUCUGGCCACCCUGUUGAUCACCAGUCAGAUCUUGAAUCAGUUUAUGGAGGCCUUCCUGCCCUACUGGCUCCAGAGGAGACGCAACAAGAAGAUGAUCCGCAAAGUCCAGAGGAGAAGAACCCUGGAGGGGAAGGAGCUUCCUCUAGCCGAGCAGGUCCGGCUAGAGGCUGACAUGAGCACGUACUUGGGUACCUUUGAUGACUACCUGGAGCUCUUCCUGCUUUUUGGUUAUGUCAGUCUGUUCUCCUGCGUCUACCCUCUGGCUGCUGUCCUGGUGGUGCUGAACAAUAUCACCGAGGUUUACUCUGAUGCCUUCAAGAUGUGCAGUGUGUUCAAACGACCCUUCUCUGACCCGGCAGCAAACAUAGGAGUCUGGCAGCUUGCCUUUGAGGCCAUGAGCGUGAUAGCUGUUGUGACCAACUGUGCACUAAUAGGCAUGUCUCCACAAGUCAAAGCUCAGUUCCCCGACUCAGAGACACAGCUCAUCCUGUGGACCGUGGCUAUUGAGCAUGGGCUUUUGGCCUUCAAGUUCAUCCUGACCUUCCUCAUCCCAGAUGUUCCCAAACACAUCCAGAUCAAUUUGGCCCGCCUGGAGUUUGAAUCACUGGAAGCCCUCAAGAAAAAGAAAAUGCUUGAAGCCUCGGAACUCAGUAAGACCAUCCAGUGAGGAGGAGAGGAGGACCUAUAGACAGUGACAGACCGCAGCAGCCACCUCACACUGUUGUUUACUCCAACAAAUUCACAUGUAUGUAUUAAGACCAAACUGCUUUGGAGAAUUUGUGGCUGAUCUUCACACAGGGCUGUGCUGCUUCCCUGCAAUAUCUUCUCAGAAUGGGCUGCAAACUGUGGGGCACUACUAGAGAUAUUACAUUGCUCUACACAGUACACUGUAAUAAUGGUGUUGAUGGUGGUGUACACAUGAGAUAAAUGGUGUGGUUAAAAUCACAAAAGAAUGCUGUAUUAUGACAUACUAUACUGUAGCAAGUAUUGAGUUUAUAUCCAUGAGAGUUGAUAAAAGUACAUUUUUUUCUGUUACAUACUGUAUUUGUUCUGUUCCUCAGUCACUGGGGGAAGUUUUGAUUGAUUUUAAUCAGUACUGUGGUUUGGGAGUGUUAAAAAUUAUGAUUAGUGAUGGUGUAUACAGAGUAAACCAAAGCCUUGAUGUAAGUACUGACUGUCCUUCACUAUGAAAGGUGCUUGUAUCAUUUUGAGUUCUGCACUCCAAGUAUGGAGCAAAUUAUGUCCAUAAAGAUUUCAAUUUUAAAAGCAACUGAACACCUGAAUUGUGAAAUGUGAAUUUGUAGGUAUGAAAUAUUUAACUUAAGAACUUGGAAAAACUAAAUUUAAAGAUUUUUUUUCAAGGGCUCACAAGUUCAUGGAGAAAAUUAAAUUUUGCAAUGGACAUUUCUUAAUCAAAAAAAUUCCAUUCCAAAUUGCUUAGACAGUUAUUGAAAUCAAAAUUCAAAAUUUAAACACCGGGUCUACCAAGAAAAAGCUAUCAAGCCUGACUGGAAAUGAUCAGAGCUGCGUCCUAUUGAGUAAUGGUUUGUCAAUCAUUUCAUUUCCAUCAUCUUUUUUGAAUUACAUAUUUACAGGAUUUUGACCAAGAAAAACCUGAAACUCCCAUCUGGGAAUUAAAACCACAAAAAUUAAAAAUUAAAAAAUUAAAUGUAGUGGUAUUUGAUUUCAAAAUUAAGUAAUAGGUAGUGAUAAUUUCACAAUCAGGUAUUCAGUUCCUUAUAAAAUUAAAGGAAAAAAAUGACUUUCUUCUUUGCUUCUUUGGACAAGAGUUGAUGACAAACGCUGGGCUUCAUUAUCUUAGCAUGUGAUGUGAACAGGGUAUUAUCAGCUAGAAAAAACAUCAGUCUUUUACUUUCAGUGUUCAGGAAUAUGACUUGAAGUUAAACACCCCUGGUGCCUUGAAUUGUAUUGCCUAUCUGAAUAUUUCUUUUCCUACGCUCUGCACACAGUCCUUUGCUAUUUACAUGACUUAAUGUGUUGAAACUGUUGUGGAGAAUAAAGUAGAUUGAAACCGUACAGCAGGGGUAUUCAGUUAAAAUUCAAAUGGGUCCAGUUGCUAAAAUUCCCUCCCAGCAAAGGUCCGAACCUCAUACCUAAAAUCAGAAUCACGAUUAAUUGAACAUUUUUACCUUGAUUACGAU
Molecule: messenger RNA, 3582 nt
Organism: Plectropomus leopardus (leopard coralgrouper)
Lineage: Eukaryota; Metazoa; Chordata; Actinopteri; Perciformes; Serranidae
Gene: ano10a
Product: anoctamin 10a
Biological process (GO): chloride transmembrane transport
Cellular component (GO): plasma membrane
Molecular function (GO): chloride channel activity
Source: RefSeq, a predicted model, not a curated record